Molecule: messenger RNA, 459 nt
Organism: Yamadazyma tenuis ATCC 10573
Lineage: Eukaryota; Fungi; Ascomycota; Pichiomycetes; Serinales; Debaryomycetaceae
Gene: HPA2
Product: D-amino-acid N-acetyltransferase
Biological process (GO): protein acetylation
Cellular component (GO): cytoplasm
Molecular function (GO): N-acetyltransferase activity
Source: RefSeq, a predicted model, not a curated record
AUGUCAGUAGUUAUUAGACCAAUUGAAUUGAAAGAUAAAGAGGCCUGGACUAAAUUGUGGUGUGAUCCUGAACAAUCGUACCUCGAAUUCUACAAGGGCCUUGAUAAAGUCACCAAAGAGGCAACUGAAAAUACUUUUUCUAGGUUCUUAGAUCCCAAUAUUGCUUCCUACGCGGCAGUUGCAGAGGUGAAUGGAGAAUUAAUUGGGUUUGUCACGUACCUCACUCAUAUCUACACUUGGUCUGAACAAGACAAGACCUACUUGGGAGACUUAUACGUUAGUCCAAACAGCCGAUUAGGAGGGGUAGGAAGAAAGUUGAUCGAAUAUGUUUAUGGUGAAGCUGACAAAUUGAACUGUCCCAACGUCUACUGGUCAACUCAAUUUGAAAACCAUCGUGCACAGUUAUUGUACACCAAGGUGGGUGUUAAAUCCGGAUUCUUGCUCUACAGAAGACCAUAG